UCCUCGCGUCAGUCAUCGUAUGUUGCUCUUGCAGUCGAGAUCGUUUUUACGUACUCCUGUUCGAAUACAACGUGUGAAUACCAUGGCGUCUCCGAAGCCCUAUGCUUCUGUGUCUGAAGAGUCGAGUGAAGUGCAAGUGUUGGACUCAAUAGAGCCGCUUGUCACGGCCUCCUCUUCUACGCCGUCUGCGAGUAGUGCGCGAGUGAUGGACUCAAUAGAGCCGCUUGUGCCUACCGUGGUGAUUUCGUCGAACCUCGUUGAACCGGUUGCUGGUCCCAGUGGGAUGGCAUCUGGUUCCGGUGGUAGCCAACCGGCUACCGCUAGUUCUUCGGACGAGGAAGACGAAUUCGCUGCGACGCAGGUGCCUAGACCUACGGGUUCAUCUGGCAGAAGAUUGAAUCCGUACUCAGACGAAUUAAGAUCUAUGUGGAAUUGGCGCAAGAUCUUUUUGGAAUUGGGCACUCAUGAUCAGUGUGUCCAAUUUGCUGAGGAGAGGAACCUGAUCCUGACGGAGAAGCUCUGCAGCUAUCACCGAAAACCGAUGACGCUUACGAAGGAGUCAGGCCAACUUGGCAAAUUCAGAUGCAGAAAAAGCAACUGCCGGACUAAAACUGUGUCCCGUGCUAGUGGGACAUGGUUCGAAGAUGCUAGGUUGCCCCUCACAUUUAUAUUUCAAAUAAUGUAUGCUUUCAGUGAGGGAAUAUCAUACCACCAGACAAGAAAGCAGCUAGCAUCCCAAGAUAGUCCGGUGUUAUCAAGUAGGACAGUAGCGAAUUGGUUCAAUUACUGCAGGGAAGUUAUUGCCGUCCACGAACUGCAAAACCAAAGGGUCCAAGGAAAGAUAGGGGGCCCUAAUAAAGUGGUACAAAUUGACAAAUCAAAGUUUGGAAAGAGAAAAUAUAAUCGUGGACGGCAGAUCGAAGGCCAUUGGGUGAUAGGAAUGAUCGAAGACGGCAAUGAUGACUUCAGGCUCGAAGUGUGUCCCGAUAAUGAGCGAUCUGCGGAGAUAUUGGUGCCACUUAUAAAAAAACAUGUCGCGGAAGGCUCGAUCAUACACACUGAUUAUUGGAGAGCAUAUAUGAGCCUUCCCGACCAUGGAUACAUUCACAACAGGGUCAACCACAGUGACCCUGUCAAUAAAUUUGUGAACCAGUGGAGAGGUUUGAAAAAACAUUUCCGGCAAAGCCAAAAUAAACAGGAUUUCACCCUUUGGCUCUCAGAGUAUUCCUGGAGGAGGAGGAUUUACAUUGACCACUUGGAUCCAUACGAGGAAUUAUUAAAAGCUAUUAAGUUUGUGUAUGAUAGGGAGUAAAUAUAUAUUUUUAUAAUAAGGGUCGGACAA
Messenger RNA from Cydia pomonella (codling moth), 1342 nucleotides. RefSeq lists its product as uncharacterized. The coding region runs from base 20 to 1312 and encodes 430 amino acids. The record is from RefSeq and is a predicted model, not a curated record. NCBI's taxonomy places the organism in Eukaryota, Metazoa, Arthropoda, Insecta, Lepidoptera, Tortricidae. The transcript has 3 exons.